Molecule: messenger RNA, 1175 nt
Organism: Fundulus heteroclitus (mummichog)
Lineage: Eukaryota; Metazoa; Chordata; Actinopteri; Cyprinodontiformes; Fundulidae
Source: RefSeq, a predicted model, not a curated record
UUUGCCCUUUUGUUUGCGCUGAUUAGGCAGUUUUUAGAUUAAUUAACAAAAUAGAAACAAAAUUAGGUCACUUGACACGCUGUCAAAGGGAUGGUGGCGCCAUAAUUAAUGGUCAUUCUAGCCUCAGCUUUGAGUUACACUGCAGCCUGCUUGUCUAACUGAUAACCCUCUUAAAGGAAUGUCACCUACCUCAGUCUCAGUCAUGCCUGUGGACUCAUUAACACCCCACUAAAGGGCUCUUGUUUUUUUUUUUUCCGAAUAAAUGAAACAGUAUUUCUUUCUCGAUUUUUGAUUUGGACACCUCGACACAGGAUGGCCUCGAGUGGCAAAGCUGAAAAAGCCUCCAAGUUUGAGAUGCUGAAACUUCUGGAAAACUGCCGGAAGGAGAGGGAUGAAGCCUUGCAACGGGAAAGCGUCCUCAAGGAGAGACUCAGGCAGAACGAGACACGGCUGCGUUCAACCGAGGGCCUGAAGCAGAAACUGAAGAGCUUGAUGGUGGACAACAAAGAGCUUAGGAAGCAAGUGAAGGCUCUUCGGACUGAGAUCGGACUCGAGAGCAGCCCCGCGUUCGCCGGGAAGACCACCAAAGACAUAGUUAGCGACUUGCAAGAAAAGGAACGCGAGUGCAACUCCUUAAUAGAGAAGACCGCAAAGCUCAGUCUGACUGUCGAUGACUUGACGGCGGAGUUGUCGAACGUGGUCACGUCCAAGACGCUUUUAGAGGACCAGGUGCAGUCGUUGCAGCAAAACCUCAAGGAUAUGACGAAUAACCAGAGGCGUCUGCUGAGGCUGUGGGAAGACAAGAAGACGCAGAGGGAGCAGCUCGCUCUUCCUGCGAUUACUCCGAAGCCCUUCACCCACAAGGAGGUUCAGACUGACAUGUCCAUAAGCUCGUACCAGAAGCUCCCACCUAAUGCUUUUGAGGCCAAGCAGAUGACUCAGGACGGCGACAAAAACAGAGUUUUGGACAAAGACAGUUUUUUGUCCUUUGGUAAUGGCCUUCACAGCAACAAGACUUUGGUGCACGAUGAAGCCUAAUCACUUCACCUCUGACUUGUUCAAAGACUACAGCAGUGGCGGCAAUUAAUAACUGAAUUACUGCAUAUCUGUAACAAGGAGGCGAAUCAUGUAUACAAACUGGAAUGUACUGAUGUGUCAGUUGCAAGCGAGCUGGC